AUGUUCUACGUUAUGUACCUGACAGGCCUAUGCCAAAGGCGCCACUGGCCCGACCCACUUUUCCAAACCUACCGAACACGCUACGGAUACGGUUCAACAGUCAGAGUGAACAACCGAGAGUACUCGACUGAUGUUGAGUACGAGAGCGAAGAGCUAGCCAAGAACGCCGCCGCCACUCGAGCCUACAUGAUCUGCCGUAACUUUUCGGUAAACGAUGGAAUGUACCCAGGACAACGGCCCGGCCAGGGUGCACAAGGACUGCCAACACCGAUAGGAGCGGGCCGACGGAACACUUCCUCAUCCAACGACUACGACAGCUCCAGUACUACCAGUGGCAACACAAGCCCAAGGAACUCUGACUAUGGCCUAGAUGCUGCACAGGCGGCUGCGGCAGGAAGGGCCUGGGGUGACGACAUCGAAUGCCACCUCGAAACUGUCUCACUAAAUGACAACCCAAAAUUUCACGCUAUAUCAUAUGUUUGGGGUGACCCGAAGAUCACACUGCCAAUCACGAUUGAUGGUCAACCGCUGGCCCUAACACAGAACCUUUUCAACGGACUUCAGCGAUUGCGGCCUGUAGAUAAAACGUUGAUCAUCUUCGCGGAUGCAGCGUGUAUUGAUCAGUCCAACCUCAACGAGCGAUCUCAACAGGUACAGCUUAUGGGCGAAAUAUAUGCCUCCGCGGAAGAAGUCUUCAUUUGGCUUGGUUACGGAUGCGAGCUCCAAGCUCCCGUAGCACAGCCAAAGAUUAUUCACUGGGUCGGAGAUGAUACGGACAUGGAAGUUACAGAUUCCUAUUUCAAGAGGGACCACUCUCUGGUCCGAGAGAAUGGGGAAGGCAAGGAGAUAGAAGACGUACUGGGACUUUUCGUCUAUUUAGGGUUUCGUGCUAUGGACAGACAUCUGUAUGAAAUACCCUUUUUUGACGUGGAGGGAGACAUAUUGUAUAUCAAGCAAAACUGGCCGGCAGUCAUUCGAGCUGCGGAGACGUUGCUCUCGAACCCUUGGUGGACGCGGAUCUGGGUCGUUCAGGAGACAGUUCUCGCUCGCCAUGCCACCGUGGUUUAUCGCAACAUCACCAUCCCCUGGACUGUAAUUACAGAUGCAGUCCGUAUCUCAGAUCGCCAUGAUCUUGAUUGCUGCCAGAAACUAUUCUCGUCGCUACCAUACAAUGAUAAAGAGAUCACCGCUCAGUUGGGGUCUGCUAUGUUCAAUGGGGCGGGACUGUUAAAGAUAAUUAGACAAAGAGGCGAUAAGUUAAGCCUGUGUCAGAUCAUGCGCCAAACGCAUUUGCGUGAUGCAGCAGACAUCCGCGAUAAGGUGUUUGGUGUACUUGGGCUAGUAGAAGAUUGGCAAGGCACGUCUCCCAUCCUUCCUGACUAUAACUUAUCCCCGAAGGAAGUCUAUAUGCAAGCAACCUUCCAUGAGAUUGAAAGCACCGAUACUCUAGGAGUAUUGAUUGGUACUAUUGUUUCUGGAAUACCUGGGGCUCCUUCUUGGGUUACUGAGAAAAGCGCAAAAUCUUGGGCUCACAAUCACGCUGCAAGAGCAAGAAUUGGCUGCUAUUCGCUGUUUUCAGCGGCAGAUUACCACAAGGCUAAUGUCGAGAAACAAGGUGACAUACUGAUAAUUGACGGCUUCAAACCACGCCAUAGGAUAUAUCAAGUAAGCCCCAUACUUUCCAAUGAUGGAAUGGAUAGGAAUGCGUACGUCAAGAACAUCGUGACAUGCCGUCGUAUGGCUGGGCUCGAAGAAGAAACGCGUUCUCUCUAUUCAGAGAGACAAACCGGAGAGGACGACUUCUGGAGGACAAUGGUUCAAGAUUGUUGGAUGCGGUACUCUUUUACAAGGGACAUCUGGGGUAGCCCCGGGCAUUCUGAGAAUAUUUUCCAAAGGCUUGGAAACAUAGAUGUAGCUUUCCUAGGUAAGGACUUCUGGAGCAAGCUGAAGAACGAGGAAACCAGAGAUGCUCGCACUUUGGACGAGCGUAACCAUAUUCAGGGCUUCUCUAGAGCUUGUAAUUUGUUUGGCUUUUGUCGGAGAUUCUUCAUCACGGAAGAUGGCCACAUGGGGCUGGGUCCUCCCGAAAUGCUUCCUGGUGACUCGAUAGCUAUCUUGCUAGGAUCGAACGUACCAUUCUGCCUGCGACCCGUCCCGGAUGCGCCCAGAGGUCACUACACGCUCGUGGGGGAUACGUAUGUGCACGGCCUGAUGGAUGGAGAAGGCGUCCCAUCGAAUUGGGCGGACCACGUCGUUAAAAUUCACCUCCAUUGA
Alternaria atra is the source of this 2274-nucleotide messenger RNA. RefSeq lists its product as uncharacterized. The coding region runs from base 1 to 2274 and encodes 757 amino acids. The record is from RefSeq and is a predicted model, not a curated record. NCBI's taxonomy places the organism in Eukaryota, Fungi, Ascomycota, Dothideomycetes, Pleosporales, Pleosporaceae. The transcript has 3 exons.